Corapipo altera (White-ruffed manakin) is the source of this 2832-nucleotide messenger RNA. It is a transcript of the gene CELF5, whose product is annotated as CUGBP Elav-like family member 5. The transcript is spliced from 3 exons. The record is from RefSeq and is a predicted model, not a curated record. Bases 76 to 549 code for a protein of 157 amino acids. Gene Ontology annotation, molecular function: RNA binding. NCBI's taxonomy places the organism in Eukaryota, Metazoa, Chordata, Aves, Passeriformes, Pipridae.
CUGUUCCUGCUCCCGCUCCCGCUCCCGCUCCUGCCGCGCUGCCUCCCCCGCCCGCAGCCGCGCCGGGCGCGGGGCAUGGCCAGACUCACCGAGGGCGAGGCGAGGAGACAGCCGCCGCCGCUCCCGCCAGCGCCGCAGCCGCCGCGCCGAGCCUCCCCCAUGAACAGCAGCGGCGGCGCGGAGCCCCCCGCGCAGCCCGACAGCAUGAAAGACCUGGAUGCCAUCAAGCUCUUCGUGGGGCAGAUCCCACGCAACCUGGAGGAGAAGGACCUCAAGCCGCUCUUCGAGCAGUUCGGCAAGAUCUACGAGCUCACCGUGCUCAAGGACCGCUACACCGGCAUGCACAAGGGUUGUGCAUUCCUCACGUACUGUGCCAGAGACUCUGCCAUCAAAGCCCAGACAGCACUGCAUGAACAGAAGACUUUGCCAGGGGUCCAAAGAGCUUCCCUCGUUUCUCCCAGCUGCCCUCAAGACCUCCCCACGCACACGUCAUUUUCUGUAUUUGUUUACCUCUGCUCCCUUUUUGCAUGGGCCUGUGCUGGCAUUUGAGCACUGGAAAAUGCAUGUAACUUAAUUCCCACUUAACAGGAUCUUUAUCUCGGGACGACCAGGAGAAAGAGUGAAAAUAACCAGGUGCUCAAAUCUCCUUGAGUUAUUUUUGUGUGACAGGAAAUGGUCAGCUUUUUGGACUCAAGCAAUGUAACCUUGUGUGUGUUGGUCCAGGGCAGAAUUGACAGAGUCUGUGAGAACAAGUUAAAGGAUGGAGGAACAGUCAUGAGGAAUCAUGGUGCAAUGCUGUUAAUACAAUGGGGAAGUCAGACACAUCUCUACCUAGUACCUACAGAGGGUCUCUGAGAGGUUAUUCAUGUGAGGCUUGGUGGAUUCAAGGCAAUCUCAGUUUUGCUACAGUUCUACAUUGGGAAUUUGUUGCAUGUUUCUCUACUGUCUGUGCUCUCGGUUAUAUUGUGCUGCAUGGAGCAGUAUUUGAAGCAGCACUGUGUCUGUGAUGUGGUGAUCUAAAGGCUUUUUAUGUUAAGGGAGGUGUAAGAAACUGCCUGGGAACAGUACAAAGUCUGCUCAGAGAGUACUUUUGAACAUAUUUGUCUGGAGACAGUUAAUGAGCAAUGUGGUGUAAUUAUGUUUCAGGAUUAGGAGGAAGAUGAGCUGUGUGGCAUUUGGAGCUGUUUAUUUUCAGGCUGUCAAUACACUACUUCAUCACAUUUAGUUUCUCUUAAGUCCCUCAAUGACCAAGAAGGCAUGAUUCCUUCUCUCUCUGAUCAUUUUAGUGGUCAUUUAGAGAUGGUAACUACCAGAAUGAAACAGACCUCCAUCCGGAUCCACAUAGAGUUGGUCUUGGCAUGGACAUGGUCUGGGUGACCUGAGGAAGCUUUCAGGUUUGCUUGUGUCUAUAUAGCAUUACCCAUCCCUCUGAUCCAGCUGAUCACAGAGAAUACUCCUGAAAUGAAUCAUAGAUGGGAGUGCUGGGUAUUUGCUUCCCUGUUUUGGGAACAAGGCUGUAAAAUUUCAUCUCUGUACAUUUGCAUCUAAAUCAUCUUCUGUUAAACUCUGUGGCAAAGCCUAUCACCAGAAAUACAGCAAGGGUCCAAACAUAGGGCAGAGAACAGAAUGUACUGGGCUGUGGUCUGGUAAACAAGUGAUUUCUUCUUUAUUUUACCCCUACGCUAUCUCUUUGUUGCACAGAGCAAUAGCAGGAAGAAAGUUGAAGGGUAUAUGACAUCAGUGUAGGGUGACACAAGCUGUACCUGAACACGUGACCAAGCAUCAGCACAUUUAGAGACAACGAGGGAUCAGACUGGCAUAGGAAGGAUCUUCUGUUGAUCCUACACUUACUGUUGUACUACCAAGCAAGCAUAGAUGCCACAAGUGGCCAAGUACCUUCCUUUGUUGGUCUCAAUGCAGAGAGCAGUGGUUGAUCUCAACAGUUCAUGAACCUGAAUAGAGACAAAUGACUUUCUAGGUCUAGACUGAGGAUUUGGUAAGGUCAGAUUUAUGGAAAUGCUUUGAUAUGGUUUCUGAGAGAUCCUUAGGCUGCGAUCAGGUAGCUGGAGCAGGACUUCUGGGUUCUCUUCCAAGUCUGUUGUGUAGGUCUGGGCCCACAGAGGUAUUGCUUAGGCCCUCCAGGUCUGAUGCCCAGUGAUGUCAGCCCAUCUAAGAAUGUGGACACAUUGUUCCUGCAGGGCCAUGAGUGCAGUGUAGCUUUCCUGAGGUUUUAUAUUUAUAGUUAUAUUUGUAUUUAUAGUUAUAUAUAGUUAUAUAAUCAGUAGGAAUCACCAUGAUCUCUAUUUGCUCCUGUGGCAUUUCUGGCAAGUUCUCCUUCUGUGACGUCAGAAUUCUUUUUUGUUUUUAAAUUAAGGGCUGUUGGAUGUAUGGUAACUAAAUGGAAUUUAAACUCUAAAAAGCUGACUUUUUGACAAUAAGGCUUAGCUUCUUUUUACGAGAUAGACAGAAUUUUGGCUUUUACUGCCUUUCGUAUGGGCUAGUGUGCUCAGGGUGUAAAGCAGCAAUCAUAGAAUCACUUAGGUUGGAAAAGACCUCUGAGAUUGUCAAAUCCAACCAUUAACUGCCAAGUCCACUAAACCAUGUCCCUAAGUGCCACAUCUGCACAUCUUUUAAAUCACUCCAGGGAUAGUAACUCAACCAAUCUCACCUGUACAGUCAGCUGCAUAUUGUAUUAUCUAUAACACCUGUCCUGCCCUCACAGCUGCUGAAUUGUUGUCAAUGCAGUCUGGAAAUAACAAAUGUGUGAAUAUUCCUUUGGGGAAGGAAGGAUGGAGCUUCCUAGAACAGCAAGGUAAAGCACAUCCUUGGUGA